Messenger RNA from Quercus robur (English oak), 1757 nucleotides. RefSeq names its product probable dolichyl pyrophosphate Glc1Man9GlcNAc2 alpha-1,3-glucosyltransferase. Lineage: Eukaryota; Viridiplantae; Streptophyta; Magnoliopsida; Fagales; Fagaceae. The record is from RefSeq and is a predicted model, not a curated record. The coding region runs from base 108 to 1667 and encodes 519 amino acids. The transcript is spliced from 4 exons. Gene Ontology annotation, cellular component: endoplasmic reticulum membrane. Gene Ontology annotation, molecular function: dolichyl pyrophosphate Glc1Man9GlcNAc2 alpha-1,3-glucosyltransferase activity. Gene Ontology annotation, biological process: protein N-linked glycosylation.
GCCAUGAAGGAGAAUUUCCCUCAAUUUUCAGUUCUUCUUCAGUUCUUCUACAUGAAAAUGAAAUAACAGACAAACUGAAACCCAAACCCAUCGCCACCAAUCCAUCAAUGUCAGACCUCUUAUGGUUCUUCGCCAUAUCCACCUGCUUAAAGCUCCUCCUCAUCCCCUCCUACCACAGCACUGACUUCGAAGUCCACCGCAACUGGCUUGCUCUCACUCACUCUCUCCCUCUCUCCCAAUGGUACUUCGACGAAACCAGCCCUUGGACCCUCGACUAUCCUCCUCUCUUCGCCUACUUCGAACGCUUCCUCUCCAUUUUCGCUUACCUCAUUGACCCCCAAAUCGUUGACCUCCAAAAGGGUCUCAACUAUACCUCCAACUCUGUCAUUUUCUUCCAAAGAAUCACUGUGAUCCUCUCUGAUUCGUGUCUUUUAUAUGGGGUUUAUAGAUUGACCAAGGAUUUGGAUUCAAGGAAGCGAAUUUUGAUCUGGGUAUUGGUUGUUUGGUCCCCAAUGCUUGUGAUUGUGGACCAUUUGCAUUUUCAGUACAAUGGGUUUCUGUUGGGGAUCUUGUUGAUCUCGCUUUCGUUUUUGGAGCAAGGAAAGGAUUUGGCUGGUGGGUUUUUCUUUGCGGCUCUGUUGUGCUUUAAGCACUUGUUUGCCGUGGCUGCGCCGGUUUAUUUUGUGUAUUUGUUUAGGCAUUAUUGUUGGUGUGGAUUGGUGAAGGGAUUCCGGCGUCUUUCGGUUUUGGGGGCCGUGGUUGUGGCAGUUUUCGUGGUGGCGUAUGGGCCUUUUGUCUAUCAUGGGCAGAUACAACAAGUCCUUCGCCGUAUGUUCCCUUUUGGUAGAGGACUUUGCCAUGCAUACUGGGCUCCAAAUUUUUGGGUGUUUUAUAUUAUUCUAGAUAAAGGACUCGCUUUUUUUCUUAGAAAGCUGGGGUUUGCUAGUCAGACACCAGAAGCUUCGUUUACUGGUGGGCUAGUUGGAGAUUCCUUGCCUUUUGCUAUACUACCUCAGAUCACCCCCUUGGCAACCUUCGCAAUGGUCCUGCUAGCCUUAUCUCCUUGUCUCAUCAAGGCUUGGAGAAAUCCCCAGCCAGGGAUGAUUACUAGAUGGGUAACCUAUGCUUACACGUGUGGUUUCUUAUUUGGAUGGCAUGUUCAUGAGAAGGCAUCACUCCAUUUUGUCAUUCCUCUUGCCUUCGUGGCAGUGCAAAGUUUGGAAAAUGCAAGGCAUUAUUUCUGGCUAUCAAUAGUGUCUUGCUACUCAUUGUUCCCACUUCUGUUUGAAGCCCAAGAAUACCCAAUAAAAGUUCUUUUGCUGCUGUUACACUCAAUUAUAAUGUGGUUAGCAUUUUCUGCACAAUUCACUAAGGGUGAAGAAGCUAAAGCAGCUGCACGUAUAAAGAAAAAAGAUGAACAAUUAAAAUUAAAGGGAAAUUCCAGUAGAGCUGACAAGAAAGAAGGGUUUGUUAUUGGUGGGGUUGAGAAGAGUUAUCUGGUAGGCCUUUUGGUGGUUGAGAUAUGGAGCCAGUUUUUGCAUCCUUUAAUUUUUGGUAAUAAGCUUCCUUUUGUACCUCUAAUGUUGAUCUCCAUAUAUUGUGGAUUGGGGAUCAUGUACUCUUGGAUCUGGCAGUUAAGAUGGAUCAUUAGAUCUCCUAAUUUAUAAUGUUUUUGAGUUACAUUUGCGUUGCAUGAAAUAUGACAUGCAAAGUGCAUUUUCCUCAUUGAAUGCAUAAUGAUUUUUGUUGCUGUGCAA